AUGUGCCAAUAUCACACGUUCAUCAUCUUCCCCAUCGGCGCCAGGUCGUGCGGCCACAUGCUCAACCUGUCCCACGUCCCCAUGGAGGAGCGCCUCAAAUACCUAUCGCGCCCGGCGCUGCGCAGCGUCGAGUGCAGCGCCCCGACGGCCGCGGCUGGGGCGGGAGAGAUCGCCGAGCACGACGUCGAUCUGCACGACGAUCGAGUGGACGGGCACGAUGGCGCCGAGGUGGAUCCGGCGGGACGGCGACGGCGACUGUCCGGACUGCGAGCGGAACGAGAGGGAGCUGGAAGAGGCGGAUGCCGAGUGGGACGACACGAUGGCGGAUCUGGCGCCGGGCGGGGCGAUGCCGAUCCGGGCUUGGGAGCGCAGGGCCCUGACGGCGACUCGGGACGAGUACGUGGCGGCGGGUGGUGGGUCGAGGUGGGCUCUGAUCAGGAACGGGAGGGUCCGGGGCUUGAUCAAGUGGCAGAGGACCUUGGUGGAGAAGUGGCUCGUGAACCUGAGAGGGACGAGGGCCAAGGGGGAUCCUGCGGGAGAGGUUGA
Molecule: messenger RNA, 546 nt
Organism: Pyricularia oryzae 70-15
Lineage: Eukaryota; Fungi; Ascomycota; Sordariomycetes; Magnaporthales; Pyriculariaceae
Exons: 2
Coding region: 1-546 (181 amino acids)
Source: RefSeq, a predicted model, not a curated record